AACACGUGACUAAGCUUACCUCUUUGCUCACGUCUCGUUUUGUGUACGGUUGAUGGUUGCCUUGCUCCUGAACAUCCUUGCAGCAUUUGUUAAAAACAUGUCUGACGAACGUACUUUUAUUGCCGUCAAACCCGAUGGCGUCCAGCGUGGACUUGUCGGUGACAUUAUCGCCAGGUUUGAGAAGAGGGGAUAUAAAUUGGUGGCCCUGAAGAUGGAACAGGCAACCGAAGAGCACCUGAAGAAACAUUAUGCCGAUUUAUCAUCAAAACCUUUCUUUGCUGGUUUGGUUAAAUUCAUGUCCUCUGGACCACUGGUUGCCAUGGUAUGGGAAGGUAAAGACGUUGUGAAACAAGGUAGAGCCAUGUUGGGUGAAACAAAUCCAUUAACUUCUAAGCCUGGUUCAAUCCGAGGUGAUUACAGUAUUGAUAUGGGAAGAAAUAUAUGUCACGGUAGUGAUUCCGUUGAUAGUGCCAACAAAGAAAUUAAAUUAUGGUUCAAAGAUGAAGAAGUUUGCAACUAUAAGAGGGUCAAUGAUUGCUGGGUUUAUGAAUAAAUAUGACUUGUGAAGAAUAGUGCUUGUUCUAUAUGAUCUGUUUUACUCAACCCCUAUUGGUUGAUAAUCAGCUUGUCUGAUGAUUAUUGUAAAUUAUUCUGAUCAUAAAGGUCGUGCAAGAGAUUAAAAUUAAUCAUCCAUA
Messenger RNA from Patella vulgata (common limpet), 695 nucleotides. Its product is annotated as nucleoside diphosphate kinase B. Bases 53 to 553 code for a protein of 166 amino acids. Gene Ontology annotation, biological process: UTP biosynthetic process; GTP biosynthetic process; CTP biosynthetic process. Gene Ontology annotation, molecular function: nucleoside diphosphate kinase activity. The record is from RefSeq and is a predicted model, not a curated record. Lineage: Eukaryota; Metazoa; Mollusca; Gastropoda; Patellidae. The transcript has 4 exons.